UCGACCACCAUCACUUUAAAGCUUCCAUAGAUAUAAUACAUAGUGGAUAUUUUACCGUGAAUGGCUAAGUUUCUACUAAUGCAACGCUAUUUUACCGUGAGUGCGCUCUGAUUGGCUAAGUACUUAAGGUUAAUAUAUAGGACUAACCCGUCAGGGCUCUAUAGCGCCGAUGUGACCGUUUCAUCUCAUCUAGAAAAACCUCAAAUUUCACCAUAUCAUAAUAAAAUGACAGUUCACAGCUUAUAUAUUCUGAGCAAGUCAGGAGGACUCAUAUACCAGCAUGACCACAACAUACCAACUGUUGAGCAUGAAAAGACUUUCAGCUAUCCUUUAGAGGUGAAGCUGGAGGUGCAGAACAGGAACAUUGUGGUGUCUUAUGGCCAGCGUGAUGGGAUCAAAGUGGGUCACACGCUUAUGGCUGUUAAUGGGAUGAAAGUCACUGGACAGCAGCUGGAGGAUGGUCGUGAUGCCAUGUUAGUGUUGGCUGAUGAAGCUAAUUAUCCAAUUAACCUCAAGUUUGCAAGACCUAGACUAACAACAAAUGAAAAAAUAUUCCAGGCAUCAAUGUUUUACCCACUAUAUGCCCUGGCAUGUCAGCUUAGCCCAGAACAGAGAAGCUCAGGCAUAGAGAUUCUAGAAGCAGAUAACUUCAGAAUGAACUGCUUUCAGACACUCACAGGGGUUAAAUUCAUGGUGAUAUCCGACGUCAAACAGACUGGUAUUGAUAACCUCCUCCAUCGAGUGUACGAGAUCUACUCAGAUUUUGCCCUCAAGAACCCCUUUUAUUCCUUAGAAAUGCCCAUCAGAUGCGAGCUUUUUGACGAGCACUUAAAGAGCGCUCUUGAACAAGCCGAGAGACUGGGGAUAAGUAACAUAUAAGUGAACUGUUUUGUAUCUGUAAGGUAUUAGGUAGAUAUUGUUUAAUGUAUAUAAUGUACAAGUGUGAUUCUGGGAAAGAUUAUAUGAAAUAUGCUUAAUUUGAUUUUUCUUCUAUAUGGAAUGUGUUUAAAGUAAAUCGUAAUAAAACAAAAAUUUA
Molecule: messenger RNA, 1036 nt
Organism: Homarus americanus (American lobster)
Lineage: Eukaryota; Metazoa; Arthropoda; Malacostraca; Decapoda; Nephropidae
Gene: Trs23
Product: trafficking protein particle complex subunit 4-like
Exons: 5
Coding region: 226-879 (217 amino acids)
Biological process (GO): endoplasmic reticulum to Golgi vesicle-mediated transport
Cellular component (GO): TRAPP complex
Source: RefSeq, a predicted model, not a curated record